AUGGAGAGCCAAUCUCCCAUGAUGGAAGAAUACGAGCGUGCCCCGGACGAGUCCGACCGCAAGAUGCUGAGGAGCUUCUGCUUUUUGAGCGGUUGCGCGAUGUGCGUCGUCAGCUUCCUGAACGCCCUUAACAUCUUUUCGAUUGGACGCCCAGCAUUGUACUUGUUGAACCUCGUUCAAGGUAUCUUCGGUUUUUCUGUUAUGGUCUUCGAGGGUGACGAAUACUCCUCGCUUGCACCCUACGCUAACGUUUUGGACGUGCACUUCAAGUUCCUGUCGUCGUCGCUAGGCCGUGCGCUGUUCUUCAUCUUGGUUGGUAUCCACUGCAGCGUUCUCACUACGCUGUCCGUGCUGUACUACCCGCUGGCGCUUAUCUGGCUCGGCGUCGCCGCAUUCAUCAUCGCCAACCGUCAGCGUGAGACCCUCCCCUUCUAUGAAGAGUAG
This is a messenger RNA of Babesia bigemina, 444 nucleotides long. RefSeq lists its product as hypothetical. NCBI's taxonomy places the organism in Eukaryota, Apicomplexa, Aconoidasida, Piroplasmida, Babesiidae. The transcript has 3 exons. Bases 1 to 444 code for a protein of 147 amino acids. The record is from RefSeq and is a predicted model, not a curated record.